Molecule: messenger RNA, 789 nt
Organism: Cannabis sativa
Lineage: Eukaryota; Viridiplantae; Streptophyta; Magnoliopsida; Rosales; Cannabaceae
Exons: 1
Coding region: 1-789 (262 amino acids)
Source: RefSeq, a predicted model, not a curated record
AUGUUGAAGAGCAAAAUUCCUCCUAAGUUGAAAGAUCUUGGAAGUUUUACAAUCCCAUGUAUCAUUGGCGGAAAAGAUGUGGGUGGAGCCUUAUGUGACUUGGGAGCUAGUAUUAAUUUAAUGCCCAUGUCUAUUUUCAAGAAGUUGGGAAUUGGAGAAGCAAGGCCAACCACCGUCACUUUGCAAUUAGCCGAUCGUUCCAUGGCCCGUCCAGAAGGAAAAAUUAAAGAUGUCUUGGUGCAAGUUGAUAAGUUUAUUUUUCCAGCCGAUUUCAUCAUUCUUGAUUAUGAGGAGGAUAGAGAAGUUUCUAUGAUUUUGGGAAGGCCAUUCCUUGCUACCGGGAGGACCUUGAUUGAUGUGCAAAAAGGGGAGCUUACUAUGCGGGUGAAUGAUCAACAAGUGACUUUUAAUGUGUUCAAUGCCAUGAGGUUUCCGGAUGAGAUUGAGGAAUGCUCUCGCAUAAGUUUGAUUGAUUCUAUUGUGGCUGAAAAAUUUCUUAAGGAAGCUUCGAAAGAGGAAAAGAUGAUAAGUUCUCUUGAAGAGCUUGAAGCUUUAAGUGAAGAUGAAGAAACCAAAGUUACUUGGGUAGAGUCAAAGAAGCCUUUCACUAAGUUUAGGAAGCCAUUUGAAUCUUUGGAGUUGUCAGAGAACAAUUUCAAGCCUCCUAAGCCUUCCAUUCAAGAACCACCCGAGUUGGAGUUGAAGCCGUUACCUAGUCAUUUGAAGUAUGUUGAUUUGGGAGAUGGAGAGACCUUGCCGGUAAUUAUUUCUGCUAUGUUGGGUGCCUAA